Messenger RNA from Portunus trituberculatus (swimming crab), 3659 nucleotides. Its product is annotated as protein N-terminal asparagine amidohydrolase-like. Gene Ontology annotation, molecular function: protein-N-terminal asparagine amidohydrolase activity. Bases 362 to 1306 code for a protein of 314 amino acids. The record is from RefSeq and is a predicted model, not a curated record. Lineage: Eukaryota; Metazoa; Arthropoda; Malacostraca; Decapoda; Portunidae. The transcript is spliced from 2 exons. Gene Ontology annotation, biological process: ubiquitin-dependent protein catabolic process. Gene Ontology annotation, cellular component: nucleus.
AUGUACAGAGACAGCUAAAUAUUGCGGUGCACGCCAUUUAAAAGGUGGACCAGUCUAGACUUGAGUGGAGUGAAGGUCCUUGUGGCACUCCUGAGGUGGCACUGGAACACUACACGUUACAGGCACUUAACCACCAGCUCGCCACGACACCACGUCACCCCAGCUCGCCACACAGCCACCCCUGCAGCCACAAAGAGACCAAGAGGAGGGAAAGAGAGAGAAACAAGAGGAAGGAGGGGUGACUGAGCUGCAGCAGACUUUGCACUAAGCAAGACAGCCCUUCCCUCCCUCCCUCCCUCCUUCCCCAGUCCCCUGCAGAGGCUUGGGGCAGUGAGGGGAAGCACUGGCACUCUAGCUAGGCAUGGUGUUGUUAGUGGAGGGGGCGCCGCUGCCCCGGUGCCCUGCCUCCACCGAUGAUUUCUUUGCCUGCUGGCCACAGGUGGCUGAGGCUGGCCGCAACUUUGCGGGCCAGAAGGUGCGGCCGGUGGAGGCAAGGCACGCACUGUAUGUGGGCCAGGGGGAGUUUGGUGUGGUGCCGGGUGGGGACCCAAGGGUGCGUGUGGUGGGGUCCGAUGAUGCCACCACCUGCCACAUGGUGGUGGUGCGGCACCCCAGCGGCACUGUGGCUGUGGCACAUUUUGAUGGGAGUCGGGGAGAGGAGGCAGCCCUGGGUGACAUGGUGGCCAAGAUAAUGGGCAUAGAGGGGCACGGAGAGGGGCUGGAGGUGUCCGUGGUCGGGGGCUACCAGCCAGAGCGCGGCAGCAAGGAGGCAGCACGGGCUGAGGCGGAGCAGCUGUCCCUCAAGCUACUGGAGGCAUUGGUGCGCCACGAGUGCCACUUCCGGUUGUGUGUGUGGUGCACCUGCCGCCUCAACACCACACAGAGUGCCAGUGGGCCACACCCCAGGGUGUACGGCGUGGCAGUGGAGAUCCAGAGCGGCACGCUGUUCCCGGCACACUUCAAGAUGCAGGAGCCGGACAUGCCUCUGCGCUCUGCCUCGCGCUGGAUGGCCGGGGGCCGCCACCCCCUUGACCUGUAUGACCACUCCUCUGGCACCAUCACCAUCCACCCCUUCCACUGCUCUGAGGCGGACCUCUUCGCCGUCUACCUCAAGCUGCCAGACGACGUGCUACUCAGGAACUUCUCCACGUCUCCCAAGGUGGAGCCGCCUCACUUCUGCCAGGAGCUGCGCCGUGUGUUCAAGGUGUUCGUGGACCACCCCAGGCCCCUCGAGUCACUCUUUGUAGGCAACCGGCCCAAGAAGUAUGCCAUCAGUGCCAGCGGUGUGUGGGAGCCGGUGCAGUAGUGUAGGCAGCAGUGUGGUGGUGGGCAGGGGCCCCUCGCUGUGUGGGAAGCCUCAGCACUGCUUGCCUUUGGGUUUGAUUUUUGUUGAUUCUCCUACUUAUCUGGGAACAAAUUCUCUCUCUCUCUCUCUCUCUCUCUCUCUCUCUCUCUCUCUCUCUCUCUCUCUCUCUCUCUCUCUCUCUCUCUCUCUCUCUCUCUCUCUCUCUCUCUCUCUCAUUAGGUUUGAAAGCAAAUAACAAACCACAAGUCUUUUCUCUUAAAACUUCCAGUAGUGGAUAUUCAGGCAAGAGGAGGAGGAGGAGGAGAGGAGCAGCAGCAUGUGAUCUAUUAUUUUACUGCCUUCACUGUGAUGUGGCUUUAGGUCUUUAAGAGAGGUCGGCGCCCCACAUGGCACCGACUGGCCCUGUGAUCUCACUGUGUUGCAAUAGAGCUUGGCAUGAGGGAGUGGUGUUGGCGUGGUGCGGUGUGGUGUGGCGUGAUAAGAUGAUGGUGCCUCCCUCAUGUGACAAUCCUCAAGGGUAAAUACUGCCAAGGUUUUAUUUACUUUGUCACAAUCAGUGUUGCCAAAGGUACCCAGCAUGGCCUGGCUGGGUGAGGGUGGAGGCAAUCAUGAGGAGGUGCCUGUGUGUCCUGCACCCCUGAAUCAUUAGCUUAGCAUCUCACAGGGCUUUUGGCUUGCACCAGGGUCUCUGUUUUCAGAUUUUUAAGGCUUACUCUUAUUAUUUUUAGGUGUGUGUGUGUGUGCUUGAGUGAGUGUGUGAAUUGUGUGUCUGGUUGUUUCAAAUGCUUCUAGUUUGACUGUGGUAAAUCUACUAUAAGUGCAUUAGUAAGUCCUCCUUUCUUAUCUCAUGUUAUUGUUUUCUUUGUGAAGUUUGGGCAAAGUUGAGUUGCUUGAGUUGCUUCCUGGAUAUUUUGUGAUGAAAUCGGAGAGUUGUGGGUCUCGUCCCGGCAGGAGACAACUUUGCCUUGGCUUCACCUUAGGACACUGACAGACAGCAGAUGAUACUCAGAAUUGGCUUAACUUUGGUGAUACUCAAGUCUUUCAAACCUUACUUGUGUUGCAUUCUGCUGAUGUUGAUUAGUUGUAUGUAGGUCUGUCAAGCGCCAAACCAGGUAUUACGUUGCAUCGAGACACACACACGUACGCCGGCUGGUGAUAGACAGGGUAUCCAUUUGUACAGUUACCCACAACAGUGAUGACAUUUUCUAUACAACAUUAUAUAGGUUAAAACAAAACAAAAGAUAUGAAAAAGGAAAAACAGCAUUUGAUAAUCACAUCAUCAGUUUUGAUCUUUGCUCUUACCGUAAACUAGUCUAUUAAUCUAUUUAUUUCACCCAUGAACACUUACUAGAUUCUGUGACAUAUAUACUUUGCACAGAGGCAGAAAUAUAGAUUGAGGUGAAGCUCACUCAAAAAGAAAAAAAAAUCAAAAUUACUUUCGUAAAAUAGAGGAAGUAAAGAAAAGUAUAACCAAGAGAGAGCCAGUUGAUACUCCAAAGUUCUUAUAGGCCCAGAGAGAUGCAGAAACAGGAAUAGAGUCCCAGAGUUUAUCAGUGAGAGAAUUAAAAGAGCUAAGGUACAGGUUAACUCAUGGACUAGUAAAGUGGACAGUAUAGGGAUGAGGGAAAGGAUGAAAAAAAAAACAUUAUUUACAAGUUUAUCAUUGAAAGAUUGGAGGUACUGGUUAACUCAGACAUUGGUGAGAUGGACAACAAGGGUGAGAAAUUAAGAAAAAAAAAAAAGGCUGCAAAUAUCUAAUGGGGGAAGAUUCACUCCUGUCUGUAUUAGUAAGGUGAACAGAAUAGGGAUAAGAGUAAAGAAAGACUCAGACUAUUGCUUCUUAAAGAAAACAAGUGAAACAGUAGCAGUAUUAGCAAGAGUUUACUGAUGAAAGGAAUAAGAGAGUGAAAGUCCUGGUUAAAUUGUGUGUUAGUGAGGUGAACAAAAUAGGGGUGAGAGAGAGAGAGAGAGAGAGAGAGAGAGAGAGAGAGAGAGAGAAAAUACUUGAUUAUCCAAGAGUUUACUGGUGGAAGGAAUAAGAGAGUGAAAGUCCUGGUUAGCUCCUGCAUUAGUGAAGCACACAGAAUAAGUGAAAGAAAGAACAGCUGAAUUUGUAUACUAUAAAGAAAAUGUGGAAAUGUUGACAGUAUUAUGUUCUGGACCAGAAUUAUGAAGAAUCAAUACAACACUAAUGCAUCUAUUGAAAUAUUACAUGGCUCUCUCUCUCUAUUGCCUUGUAUAUGUUUAUUACCUGCCAGAAACAGUAUUGCCAAUUCAUCACGUAUUUCCUUUUUAUAAUUGCUGAACCUGUUUCAUAGCAACAGUAAAAAUAAAUGAGGUAAUUGAUUUAUAA